This is a messenger RNA of Seminavis robusta, 1694 nucleotides long. The record is from the annotation of a GenBank genome assembly. Lineage: Eukaryota; Bacillariophyta; Bacillariophyceae; Naviculales; Naviculaceae.
AACAACAUCAACCCAAGCUGGCAAGCAGCAGCAAAGCAACCUUUAGAAAAACCAAAAACUCGAACCCGCGGACUUCUGCAAACGACAUCUGCAGCCCCUUCUCGCUCCACUCUAAACCACAGAUAGACGAGAUAAUGAACAUGGACCAUCUGGGCUUCAGUCCAGACGAGCACAUGGCAGCAUCGGCUGUUGCUUCCUUGGCAACGAGCAAACGAAAGAGAGAAGACGAGGACGUAGAGAUGCAAGAUUGCAACAAAAUGGUUAAAACAGAUGCAGAAUCAAGACCUCUCAAGCCUGUCAAGAAGGCACCUAUCAUCCGUGUGAUGCGUCCAGCUCCCUUCUUCUUCUACAAGGACUUUUCCCGGGUUCCCGAUAACGACCCACUGACUCCAUUGACAGUCCCCGGAAGAGUACCAAAUUUCCCAGCCAAGAUGCACGCCAUUCUGAGCCGAACUGACCUCCGUGGAAUUGUAACUUGGCAACCACACGGAAGGGCAUGGCGAGUUUUGAAGCCUCGUGAAUUUGAGGUCAAAGUGCUGCCCAAGUUUUUUGAACACGCGAAAUUUAGUAGUUUUGUUCGUCAAGCAAAUGGUUGGGGAUUCCGCCGUAUCACCCAAGGGGCUGACAGAAAUUGUUACUAUCAUGAGAAGUUCCUUCGCGGCUUGCCACACCUAUGCAAGGACGUGAAGAGGCCAGGUGUCGCAGAGAAAAAGGUUGCAGACCCUGCACACGAACCUGACCUGUAUGCCAUUAGCAAGCUACACCCUGUACCCGAGAAGGUAGCGGCGGAUGAGUCCAUACUACUGCAAUGUGUGCUCCAAGGUGGACCCAAGGCUAGAGUCCCCAUCUAUCCGGGAGGCAUGGGAUUCUUGCCCAAGGUGCCGAUACCGAACAAGACAGAAUUGGCCACCCACGUUGCACCGGGCGAUUGUCUUGUUCUCGAUUCGUUCCAGCAAACAAUUGCUGCCUCUGAGAGUCAGUUCCGUGGCCUAGGUGUGCCCCCGGCCACAGUGACGAUGCGGCCGACCCUGACGAUUCCCAACCUGCCUCUUCCCGCCUAUUUGGGCACACCGGGAGCAGCCUCUGCUCUGCUUCACAGCCAACAGGGCCAACGGACCACAUUGUCGGCUCUGGCCACAGCAAACCAUCUCUCGAUGCAGCCUGCUCCCACACCGGCCACGGUAAAUCCAACUGCAUCGCGUGAUUUUGCCGCGGGAUUUGCCAUGGCGACGGCGUUCAGCCAGCAACAAUUCCGCAAUAUCCUGGAUAACCUUGCCCAGCAUCAGAAGAAGUGAAAUCAACCCCGAUUUUGAUUUCGGAAGCUCCGUUGUGUUUGCUUCCGGCGAUUGUGACGCUCGGUGCGCCUUCUUCUUGGCAACUGAUUGCAAGAGGACGCUUGCUUAUUGCAUAGAACAUUUUCGUUUGCAUAUUUCAUAGAGCAUGGAAAUAAUCGUGUGCUUUGACAAAUGGUCUCCUACCAUACCGUACAGUAGUCGUCCCAAGUUUCUAGCAUCAUGGACCUUCGACACAACACUCUGCCAGAGUACCGUAUGUGACAGAGUAACACGAAACGAGGUAGUCGCCGCCUGAGGGUACAUGUCUGUAGUAGCGCGAGCAUGAACUGAUCAAACAAGGCAAUCGUGAACCACGAGCAUUCGAUCAUUCGCUUGCACAAUUCGCCUCAUAGUACCCCC